Molecule: messenger RNA, 3303 nt
Organism: Melanotaenia boesemani (Boeseman's rainbowfish)
Lineage: Eukaryota; Metazoa; Chordata; Actinopteri; Atheriniformes; Melanotaeniidae
Product: tripartite motif-containing protein 16-like
Exons: 1
Coding region: 36-1268 (410 amino acids)
Molecular function (GO): protein binding; zinc ion binding
Source: RefSeq, a predicted model, not a curated record
CAGCAUUCGAAAAGCACAAGUUAGUCAAUCCCUUCAUGAGCCUGAAACAGAGCAUCUGUGCUCGUCAUGAUGAGGUGAUGAAGAUUUUCUGUCGUACUGAUCAGCAGAGUAUCUGUUAUCUCUGCUUAAUGGAUGAACAUAAAGGUCAUGAAGCAGUUCCAGCUGCAGCAGAAAGAGCUGAGAAGCAGAAGAAGCUGGAGGUGAGUCGACAACAAAUCCAGCAGAGAAUCCAGGACAGAGAGAAAGAUCUGAAGCUGCUUCAACAGGAGGUGGAGGCCAUCAAUGGCUCCGCUGAUAAAGCAGUGGAGGACAGUGAGAAGAUCUUCACUGAGCUGAUCCGUCUCAUCCAGAAAAGAAGCUCUGAUGUGAAGCAGCAGAUCAGAUCCCAGCAGGAAACUGAAGUGAGUCGAGUCAAAGAGCUUCAGGAGAAGCUGGAGCAGGAGAUCACUGAGCUGAAGAGGAAAGACGGCGAGCUGGAGCAGCUCUCACACACAGAGGAUCACAACCAGUUUCUACACAACUACCCCUCACUGUCAGCACUCAGUGAGUCUACACACUCAUCCAGCAUCAACAUUCGUCCUCUCAGAUACUUUGAGGAUGUGACAGCAGCUGUGUCAGAGACCAGAGAUAAACUACAGGACAUCCUGACAGAGAAAUGGACAAACAUCUCACUGGCAGCCACUGAUGUGGAUGUUUUACUGUCUGAACCAGAACCAAAGAGCAGAGAUGACUUCCUAAAAUAUUCAACAGAAAUCACACUGGAUCCAAACACAGCAAACAACUGGUUGGUAAUAUCACACGGGGGGAGAAAAGUUACUGUUCAAAGAAGUAAUAAGCCAUACAGUCAACAUCCAGACAGAUUCAUUCAAAUAUCUCAAGUCCUGAGCAACAAUCAGCUGACUAGACGUUGUUACUGGGAAGUGGAAAGAAGCAGCAGUGUUGGAGUAGCUGUGGCUUACAAAACCAUUGGCAGAUCAGGAAACUUCUGUUCACACGUUUUUGGAUACAAUGACAAAUCUUGGGUUUUACAUUGGAGCAACAGUUUUAAUUUCUGGCAUAACAACAUCCCAGCCAGCAUCUCAGGUCCUCCUUCCUCCAGAAUAGGAGUGUAUCUGGACCACAGAGCAGGUAUUCUGUCUUUCUACAGCGUCUCUGAAACCAUGACUCUCCUCCACAGAGUCCAGACCACAUUCACUCAGCCGCUCUAUGCUGGACUUUUUCUUGGUGGUUCUGAUGGAGACACCGCUGAGUUCUGUUUACUCAUUUAACAGACAGAUGGAUUCCUGAUUAUGUAAUUAAGUAUGAUUCAGAUAAAGAACCUAAAGUAAGAGCAUCGGUCGAUAUCUGGGUUGAAGUGUGGGUCUAAUUUUGACAAGGCAACUAAUGAGUUGAAAACCACAAGUUGAAAACAGUGGUCAUAAUUGCAAAGACUAAGCUCCAUAUGUAGCCCUGAUUCUGGACCAUGACAUGUUCUUCUGUAGUUUCUUAAAGAAGCAAUUUAAAAGGUGAAUAUUUACUUGAAAUAAUUUUAAAAUGAAAAACACAAGUUCAACGAACGACAAUGAGCUUCUCUAUUACUUUUAGGGGAAAAACUGCAUCAGACUUAUUUAAAACAACGAAAUAUGUUUGUAAUGAAAACAAACACAUCUUCUGUUUGUGAUUAGUGUGAAAUAUUGGUCUUCGUUUGUUUUUAAUCAGUAAGAAUCAGAAUUAAAGCUGGUAAAACUUUCAUGAUUUAUUUUUAUAUAUGGCAGUUAAUGGGAUAUUUUUUGUUUUUUUAUUUAAACUUAAUUCAAACUGAGGAAGGUAUUUAAAUCCUUAAUCUGUGUGAUAUUAUAAUAUGCUGCAAUUACUGCAAUUUGUUAGUUUGCGUUGAAAAUGAUUGAUAGGGAAAUGUUUGAUCUACUUCUUUUUUAAAAAGUACAAUGUAAUAUGGUUCAUACCACCUUUAAAAUUAAGUAAAUAAAACCUCACAUUUAUAUACUGCAUUAUGUCAUUAUUUAUUCAACAUAAACUACAUCUUAUAAAAGGUGGAAAAGGUUUUUUAACAACCACAAAAAGCAGCAAAUUAACUGGGUGCUGCUUAAGCCACAAAACCAACAAUGCUGCUGUCCCCAGUAUUGACUUCAACACAAUACACAAAAUGGCUCACCUGCGUCAUUUGGAAAUUUUCAAGUAGUCGAUGCUAUUCUUACCUAAGCUGAUGCCAUUCCAGCAUUAGUUACAUAAUGCAUCUUUAAGAAACAUUAGGAACCUCAUAAAAAAGUAAUUAUCAGUGGAAAGUGGGUUUUUUAGAGCUCCCCCUGGUGUCUCAGAUGACGUUUUUUAGGGGAGUUCAUGAGCUUUUUAAACCUAAAAUUCAAACCCUGAUCUUGAAGAUGCGACUGCUGCUACUCAACAAAAACUGGAUCAAUGGGUCAUAUUACUAAGAGAAGAAGCAUGCAUCUUAACAAUCCCAGUAUCAGUAAAUCUCUCUACAUCCAACAUUUCUAUAACUGUUCAUCAAACUGUGACGCUUAUUUUGCAGAUGUAGUGAUAUUUAAUCUAAAAUCAGAUAGAUGUUGUAAUAACUUGCUUUCCAGAAGCUUGUCCAUCUCAUCUAAACAUAAUUAUGACUCCAGAUGAUCAGCGUAGCAUGCUAAUGUUAGCUAAGUUUGCAAAUAGCAUCAGUGUAGCAUAUCAUUAUUAUCAUUAGCACCAUCAUUAGCGUAAAAUACAAACCGUGACCUAUCCUUGUAAAGAUUACCUUAUUAUCGUUUAUAUUUUAAAUGUAUUUUUGAAAGUAAAAACAGAAGACUUUGGAGACUUUAAUUCCCACUUACUGUAACAUCUCAGAAAAUAGACUAUGCAAUAAUUUCAGGAUGGUAAAGUUAAGCUGCAGCUACACACAGCAGAAAAAUAAAGUCUGUACCCUGGCGCCCUCAAUGGAUAGGGGAGAGUGGGGUAAUUUGUGUCAAGAGGCAAAUAGAGCCACCCCUGUUAUCACUCAUCCUCCAAAGAAGGGAGACACAUGGCUUGAGGGGUAAGCAAAUUUAAGUUCAAAAAACAAUUUUUUUUUUUUGUCCUCCAGAGUAAAAGUUUUUAGUCAUGGUUCCUGUGUUUUGGUCUGUUCUUUGGUUUGUUUGAUUUUGGUGUUGGUUUAUAGUUUGCGGUUUUCAGGUUUUAGGUUUUUGUCUUGCUUAGUUUUCUGUUAAGAUAAUCAUUUGUGUCAUAUUUUAGUUUUUGUCUUGAUUUUUGUUUUAUAGUUCUGGGUUUUUGUAACGUUUAGUUCAGUUUUCCUGUUUUUCCUGGUGUGUUCCUGUG